Sodiomyces alkalinus F11 is the source of this 922-nucleotide messenger RNA. RefSeq names its product EF-hand. The transcript has 3 exons. Bases 148 to 591 code for a protein of 147 amino acids. The record is from RefSeq and is a predicted model, not a curated record. Gene Ontology annotation, molecular function: calcium ion binding. Gene Ontology annotation, biological process: mitotic actomyosin contractile ring assembly. NCBI's taxonomy places the organism in Eukaryota, Fungi, Ascomycota, Sordariomycetes, Glomerellales, Plectosphaerellaceae. Gene Ontology annotation, cellular component: myosin II complex.
ACUCCACGUUCCGAUUUCUCUCCCUUUUCUCCUGCCUCGCAACCCACCACAGCCCUUUGCAUCUGUCUAUCUUUCUUCCCUCCAACUUUCCUUUCCGUCUUCUUCGCAUCAACUCGUUAUCGCAAGCGAUCAAUCAAAAGAGCCACCAUGUCAUCUAACCAUUUCGACGCCCAGGCAUCUACCAACUACAAGGAGGCUUUCUCCCUGUUCGACAAGCGCGGCAACGGCCGUGUUGCCCUCGACAGUCUCGGUGACCUCCUUCGCGCCUGCGGCCAGAACCCUACUCUAGCGGAGAUUCAGGAACUCGAGAAGAAUGUGGGCGGUGACUUUGAUUUUGAGACCUUCCAGCGCGUGCUGAACCGCCCAGGCGGCUUCCGCGACCCGGGCGAACCCGAUGAGUACUGCCGUGGCUUCCAGGUCUUCGAUAAGGACAUGACGGGCUUCAUCGGGGUCGGCCAGCUCAAGUACAUCCUGACCAACCUGGGCGAGAAGAUGACCGAUGAGGAGGUUGACGAACUGCUCAAGUCGGUCGACACCAGCUCUGGCCAAGUGAAUUAUACCGAUUUGGUCCGCACCAUUCUCGCCAACUAAGGCUACGUAAAUUACCCACGGUUGACUUGACCACCGGGAGAACCAUGACACGAUACGCGGGAACGGAAUCGCAGCGGGCACUCGGAAUGGCCUGGCAUGGCCGAAAUAACAUCGGGGGAUAUGACGGCGUUUCUUGCGUGUUAGUUUGUUUAGUAUUGAUUAUUACUUGGCAUGUUCAUAUCUCAAUCGACGCACAUUUCUCGGAUUACAUUCUUGGGUACUCGGUAACGUUCGCAUACUCGGUCUUCUGCGUUGGAGGGGUGGCUCUGUGUUGUGCACCCUGCGCUCUGCACCCUUGUGGACACGUGCGUAUCUCUGGCUGCCUACGGGG